Molecule: messenger RNA, 6897 nt
Organism: Myotis lucifugus (little brown bat)
Lineage: Eukaryota; Metazoa; Chordata; Mammalia; Chiroptera; Vespertilionidae
Gene: ZBTB38
Product: zinc finger and BTB domain containing 38
Exons: 5
Coding region: 527-4123 (1198 amino acids)
Biological process (GO): regulation of cytokine production; regulation of immune system process; negative regulation of transcription by RNA polymerase II
Cellular component (GO): nucleus
Molecular function (GO): RNA polymerase II cis-regulatory region sequence-specific DNA binding; protein binding; DNA-binding transcription factor activity, RNA polymerase II-specific
Source: RefSeq, a predicted model, not a curated record
CAAACCUCAAAAUCAGGAGGCACUGCCUCUCUGCUCCUCGCCAUCUCCCCACAGCACACUUUUCUUUUCUUUUUUAUAUGUAUUUUUUAAAGCCUCAUGGAAGGUUUUACUUGUAGAUCAACUUUCAGAACGUAAGGAGUCAGAAUGGUUGACGUCAUGAGAAAAAUAUGUGGAGCUGAUUUCGACGAGAAGUGAAGAACCCAGAGCAAGAAAGCGGUUCUCACUCCUGAGCCCAGGGAGUUGGCAGCAUCUGGGUUUCAGAAGAGACAGCACCUCCGAGUUGUCUUGAAGUUGAGGCUUUGCUAAACUACUGUUCAUCUGGCUACAAGAUCUGAAUACUGUGACCACCAACUUGUUGAACCAGGACUCUGAGGCUGAUAUGCAAUGUCACUUCCAACAUUAAUCAGAUACUGCAUUUAAGAUCUUGAUGUGGAAGAGAUGGAGGACUCAGAACCAAGGAUUUCCAAGUGAUUUCAUCCAAAGCACGAGAAACUAAGUUUGUUGAGGCUGAUCCGUUCUACCUGAGAUGACAGUCAUGUCCCUUUCCAGGGACUUCAAGGACGACUUUCACAGUGACACGGUGCUCUCCAUUUUAAACGAGCAGCGCAUUCGGGGCAUUUUGUGUGAUGUCACUAUCAUUGUGGAAGACACCAAAUUUAAAGCCCACAGCAAUGUCCUGGCUGCUUCAAGCCUUUAUUUCAAAAAUAUCUUCUGGAGCCAUACCAUCUGCAUUUCCAGCCACGUCCUGGAGCUGGAUGAUCUCAAAGCCGAAGUGUUUACAGAAAUCCUUAAUUACAUCUACAGCUCCACGGUCGUCGUCAAGAGGCAGGAAACGGUCACCGAUCUCGCAGCUGCAGGGAAAAAGCUGGGAAUAUCCUUCUUGGAAGAUCUGACCAAUCGCAACUUCUCCAGUCCCCCCGGGCCCUAUGUGUACUGCAUUACUGAAAAGGGAGUGGUUAAAGAAGAAAAAAAUGAAAAGAGACAGCAUGAAGAACCAGCCAUCACCAACGGGCCAAGGAUCACAAAUGCGUUUUCCAUCAUCGAGACGGAAAAUAGCAAUAACAUGUUUUCUCCACUGGACUUGAGGGCGAGUUUCAAAAAGGUCUCCGACUCCAUGAGAACCGCCAGCCUCUGCCUGGAGAGGACUGAUGUCUGUCAUGAGGCAGAGCCCGUGCGGACCCUGGCCGAGCACUCCUACGCCGUCUCCUCCGUGGCUGAGGCCUACCGGAGUCAGCCCCCGCCCGCAGGCGAACCUGCCAGCAGCCCGCCCGGUAAGACAGGUGAAGAAAACGGGGAAGCUGUGGCCGAAAAGCCGACCGCAGGCCGGAAGCCGAAGGCACUCUCCGUACCCCAGGAUUCCGAACCAGCCACUGAAAAGGCACCGCCCCCUCCAGCAACCACCGUGGAGGCUAAUCAAGAAAGGAGCCCACAGCCAGCCGCAGUUCUUUCUGGCUCAAAAUCUCCCAACACUGACGGAGAUGUCCGUCUCCCCAGGGAAGAUGAGAACGUAUCCUCUGAGGUCCCCGGGCCGCCAGCAGCGGAGGUCCCGCCUCUCGUUUACAAUUGCAGCUCCUGCUCCAAGUCCUUUGAAAGCAGCACUUUGCUCGGUGCCCACAUGCAGCUGCACAAGCCCACCCAGCAGCCCCUGGUGUGCAAGUACUGCAACAAAGAGUUCAGCACCCCGAACAGGCUGGACCGGCACGAGCAGAUCUGCAUGCGGUCCAGCCACAUACCCGUUCCAGGAGGAAAUCAGUGCUUUUUAGAAAACUAUCCUACCAUUGGACAAAACAGAGGUUCCUUCCCAGGCCCAGAGUCUUUAUUAUCUGGAAACAGGAUUGGUGAAUUUUCCAGUCCCGGAAGUACCUUGCCAGAGAUGGACCACCUGGUUAAAUUGGUUAAUGGGCAGAUGCUCUACAGCUGUACCGUAUGUAAGCGCAGUUAUGUGACUCUAUCCAGCCUCCGCCGACAUGCAAACGUCCACUCCUGGAGAAGAACAUACCCUUGCCAUUACUGCAACAAAGUGUUCGCACUGGCUGAGUACAGGACCAGACACGAAAUCUGGCACACGGGAGAGAGGCGGUAUCAGUGCAUUUUCUGCCUGGAAACGUUCAUGACCUACUAUAUACUCAAAAACCACCAGAAGUCUUUCCAUGCCAUUGACCACAGACUGUCCAUCAGUAAAAAAACGGCAAACGGAGGCUUGAAACCUAGUGUCUAUCCAUAUAAACUGUACAGGCUGCUGCCCAUGAAAUGCAAGAGGGCCCCUUAUAAGAGCUACCGAAGUGCUUCCUAUGAAAAUGCUCGAGAGAACAGGCAGGUGAACGAGCCUGCAGCUGGUCCCUAUGUUGUUCAGAAUCCACGCGGCUCUGAGUUACCGGCUCUGAAUUUCCCCGAGAGCGUGCACACCGUGACCCACAGUCCAGCUGUCGCGCUGGAAGCGGCCACAGGUCAGAACAGACCCACUUCUGCCAAUGUUCCAAACGCAGAGGGGUCCAAAUGGGGAGAGGAGUCGUUGAAAGUUGACCUUGACAAUAACUUUUAUUCAAAGGAGAUGUCCCUUUCCUUCUCUGGAAAUGCUGUCAGCUCCGACCUCCCGGCCGGGGGGGUGCCUGCUUUGUCUUUGAGUCAUGGCAGUGAGAACUCGGCGUCUGUGAUCAGCUACGGCGGCUCAGCGCCCUCGGUCAUUGUGCACAGCAGCCAGUUUUCGUCGGUGAUCGUGCACAGCGGCACGGUGGCUGCCCUGUCCAGCAACAACCACAGAGCCCCUCCCGGCCCCGCUGUCGGUCAGACCCUGAAAGAGGACAGCAAACCCGAGCCGGACAAAGUGGGGCGAGUGGUCAGCAGACACAGAGGCAUGAAGGAGAAAAAGAAAACCAUCCCCUGUGACAGGGGAGACGUACCAGAGGAAUCAAGAUACGCUGCUGAUCCUGGAGGGUCGCUGAGCAAAACCACGAAUGCCAGUAAAGAAACCAGUAAAAUCGAAACCUACAUCGCGAAGCCUGCUCUCCCUGGCACCUCCACAAACAGCAACGUCGCGCCCCUUUGCCAAAUAACAGUCAAAAUCGGGAAUGAAGCCAUUGUGAAAAGGCAUAUCCUAGGGUCCAAGCUGUUCUACAAAAGAGGGAGAAGACCCAAGUACGAAGCGCAGGAGGAGGCUUUGCCGCAAGAGAGUGACCUGGACCCCAAGGGCGACAGCCCGCUCGAGCUCUGCCAGUCCGAGUGCAUGGAAAUGAGUGAGAUGUUCGAUGACGCAAGCGACCAGGACUCCACGGACAAGCCGUGGCGCCCUUACUACAACUACAAACCCAAAAAGAAAUCGAGACAGUUGAGGAAAAUGAGGAAAGCCCACUGGAGGAAAGAGCACGGGAGUCGGAGCCCAGGCACCAAGUAUAAGUACCCGGCAGAACUGGACUGUGCCGUGGGCAAGGCUCCUCCGGAGAAGGCCUUCGAGGAAGAAGAAAACAAAGAGAUGCCCAAGUUGCAGUGUGAGCUCUGCGACGGAGACAAGGCCUUGGGGGCUGGGAACCAGGGAAGGCCCCACCGGCAUCUCACCGCCAGGCCGUAUGCCUGCGAGUUCUGCGCCAAGCAGUUCCAGAACCCUUCCACGCUCAAGAUGCACAUGAGGUGUCACACCGGAGAGAAGCCGUACCCGUGCAAGACCUGCGGACGGUGCUUUUCGGUGCAAGGAAACUUACAGAAACACGAACGCAUCCACCUGGGCGUCAAGGAGUUCAUCUGCCAGUAUUGCAACAAGGCGUUCACGCUGAAUGAGACCCUCAAAAUCCACGAGAGAAUCCACACCGGCGAGAAGCGCUACCACUGUCAGUUCUGCUUCCAGAGUUUCUUGUACCUCUCCACGAAACGGAAUCAUGAGCAGAGGCACAUUCGGGAGCACAACGGGAAGGGCUUUGCCUGCUUCCAGUGCCCCAAAAUUUGCAAAACAGCGGCUGCCCUUGGAAUGCACCAGAAGAAACACUUGUUCAGAAGCCCGAGUCAGCAGGAGAAAAUAGAAGGUGAUAUGUACCACGAAAACUCGAAUCCGCUGGAGAAUCCACAUUUCAUGGAUUCAGAAGACAAUGACCAAAAGGAUCAUCUACAAACCAUUGUUGGAAAUGUCCUUUGAGUGAUGACACAGAAAAAAAAAGUCUUCAAAAAUAUAAAUUGGUGGGGGUUUUUUUUUGUUGUUUUUUUAGUUAGCUGUUGUGUGUGUGUGUAUGUGUGUGUUUUAAGUUUAGUUUUGUUUUGUUCACCUAACAGUCAUGAAGGAGUGAAUUGUAAAAAAGAAAAUCUCAUUUGUGAAAAUUUCAGAAAAAAAGGAUCCCAAUAUCUACUUUGGGUUUUAGCGUUAACGUCUUACAAAGUGCGCAAAAAUGAAAUAGCUGACUCCGCCAAUACCCCGAGUAUCGUGUGAAAGUUUAUGAAGUUCUUAGCUGUGGUAUUUCUGCCAGUGGGGGGAAAAGAGUUUAACUUUAGCCUAAUUUAAAACUUUCUGGUUAGUGCUAUUAGGAACUGGCUGCUACACUGUCUUUAGUCACUGGAGAAAAGGGUCAGACAUCAUGAAAAUGUCAACUGCAUAAGCAAGUUCCAAGGUCAAUGGGCUCUGACAGUCAUUCCCAUUCAGCUUCUGCACUAUUGAAAAUUGUUUAAAUUCAAUGGAUACCUAUUAAAUACUUAAUGUAGUUAAAAACUAUGUGUGAAAUGAGUAACCUAAGUAGGACAUGCAUAUAUUAGAACUACUUUUCUGCAACACAAACCUUGUAAAAUACAUAUAUAAAUCACCCUAACUUUUAACUGUCCAUGUCCCCUGUAGAGAGUUAUAACGAUGAGCAAUAGAUCUGCAAAGAAUGAGGACUGGUGUAAAAAACCAGUAGAAAGCAUUUUGAAUAUGACUUAAAAGAGCAUGUCUAUGCUUUUAGAUGGAAUGCUGUUCUCUCGAGGUUAUGGCUGAGCUGUUAUUAGAACUGGCCUGUUCAAGUCAGAGAAAACAUAGGUCCUGCCUUAUCUAUGGGGAAAGCCUUCCCAGAAUUUAUCUGUGGUGGCCUGUGCUGUGUAUUACUUUCCAAUGGCCUCACCUCAGAAAAUGAAGAAGGUCCGCAUUCUUCUGAAACUCCCUGCAGUCACCCAUCCAUCACAAGGCCAUGCAUGUGGAGGUCUGUUCCAGACAGACUUCCCCCGGCUCAAGGGAUCAAGCAAAACCUGACACCUCCCGUUCCACUGAAGGAGUGUCUAGGAAAUUUAACACAAAGCAUGCAUGCAGUGGUGAGGGCCCAGCGCUGGAAAGGGACAGAAAGCCUAAUCCCUACAAUGAUAGUUUUCUUGGAGAGUAUGCAGCCCACAAGCAGAGACUAGUAUAAAACAAAAGGACAACAGAAACACACACUGCGCCCCACCCGUUACAGACUUGAGUGGGCCACAGGAAGGGCGGACCGUCCUUGCCUCAAACAGUAGCUUUGUUUGGGGGUGGCGAGGGAGGUAGAAUAUGGGGUGAUAAGAUUCGAUCACUUAUGUGACUCAGAAAUAUAUCCACAAAGUCAGAUGCCUUGUCUUCAUGUUUACAGACCUCUAGCCCCCUUGCUAAAAAAGCCCACUUACGUUUUUUUAAUGUUCUUUUAUGUUGACCCACAUCAUCAACAUUGCCCUCAAAGUCUAAUUGCCCCACAAGCGGUCCAUCAUCUGGACUAGGUCCCAGGAAGCUGGAACUCAUGAUUCUUACUUUUUAAACUGCCAUCAUAGGAGGCAGAGAGAAAGCAUUCCUAUCCUUUGAUCACCAGUAUGAGCAGAAUCUGGGAAUCGGCUCAAGGGUGACCUGCAGCCAUUCAUGUUCAUGGGAUUUGAUAGAUGGAAACCCAAGGCUACCCAAGGUUGCAGAGUUACCAUUACGAAGAAGUAGCUCAAAGGACUCCAGUUUCUCUCUCCAAAGGGGAUGUCUUCAUGAAGAAGAAUGAAUACGGAUUUGGGUGGGCAAGAGAGCAUUUAAACACCCAGAAAAGGACAUGAUCAACGCUGACCUUGUAAUACUGUAGUACUCUGCUGUUAAGUAACCCCAAUAUUGUAUCUGCAUUUAUCUUUUGUUCAAACACAUUCAGUUACAUACAGUAUUAUAUAAUAGAGGAAAAUGGAAAAAAUGCUAGCAAAUUCAACUUUAUUUUACACAUUGUAUAUAUGUAUACCUGCACUAUUCAUUUGGGUUUUGUUAAAAAGAUAGUCACAAAGGGCUGAAGAAUUAAUAAUUAGAAUACUGAAUAAGCAAUCCUGUGAUCUGCUGAUUUGUUUUAUCAAUUAGGAUUAUGAAUCAAGAAAAAUAAUUGUGUAUUUUAGUCAUUUUGAUUUGAGGUAACUCCAAAUAAGAAGUUAUUCCAUGUAGUGAUGUCUCCCAGCCCUUACAUGUGGAUAUUUUUUAAGUGGACUUGUAUGCUGAUAAUUCUAGACCAAAGUAAAUAUGGCAGAAUAUUUAUACAUGAAAAAAAUAAUUUUGCAAAUAUUUUCUAUAAUUGUAUUAUUCGUUUAAAACGUUGACCGCUUGUGUUAGUUUCAGGGAGGGGUGUAUAUUUUGAUAAAAAAUACUUGACUUUGUAAUUCUGUAUAUUCUACACAAUUUAUAGCAGAGCCGUUUUAAGACAGCCUUGUCACAUUUUUUGUUAAUUGUGAAAACAUUAUUUUGAGUGAUGUUUAAGUAUGCAUUGAGUACAUAACGACCAACUAGAAUUCAAGUGAGUGUAAACAGUGAACAUACUGUAUGCUGUACGAGAUAUAUUGUAAUUUGCUGUUUUAGCAUCUGUAUUUUGUUUAGAAGAUAUUAUUAAAUGCAGAUGUUAAGGGUUGGAAAAAGUCUAAUUUUAUUUUUAGAAAUAAUGAAUAUAAAUUUGUUUUUGCUUGAUUAAAAUAGCUUGUUCCUAU